UUUCACCUCCUGGUGUUUUGAACAGGUGGUUCAGCGACUGCUGAGGACCGGGGCUGAUAUGACCCUGUGUAACAGCAGCCAGCAGACGGCGCUCCAUGUGAGCCCUCCUGAGCUCCAGGGAAAGGUGUUGGGGUGGAUGUCGAGGCCUCAUCUGCCUCCCCAGGCACAGCUGUUGCAGGCUGCCUGGCAGGGAGACCUGUACUCCUUACAGAACCUGCUGGCUCAGACAGACGGGCUGGAUGUGAAUGUUCCUAACAGUGACGGUGUGACAGCUGUGAUGCUUGCUGUUAGGGACAUUGACCUGUUUGAGGGCAUAGAUGCACCGUUACCAUGGGAACACAGACCUGUGGAAGUGGUCAAGGAACUUCUGGGACUCUCGGCUGAUCUGCGGGUACGAGACCACAGUGGCUGCUCUGCUCCCCACCAUGCCGCUAACAUCAACAGCCCUUUGAAGGAGGAAAUCAUUCAUAUGAUGGUUGAGGCUCUGAGUCACACAGACGCUGCCUCCAUGACCCUCCUAGCCCUUGACAAAUACUCAUGUGAGGAUUUGGACUCAGAGUUUGGAGAUUCGGACGUAGAGUUGGACCUUGAGAGCCUCUAUCCUAAUCAGUCGACAGCUGCCUCCCCCACACACCAACCAACCCAACAACACAGCUUUCUGCUCUACAGCCACACUGGGGAAGUGCUGGACUCUCCAGGAUACCCUCUUCCAUCUGACCAUCAUAAAGAGCUCAGCCAAGAUAAGGGGAUCCCCCUGUGUUUCCAAAACGCCAUGGAAACACUGAGAGACAUCAGGCAAGCCUACCAGGAUACAGGGAGGGGAAGCAGAGGAGGUUUGUCUCUGCCGAGCCUCAAUGAUAACAGCAGGCGCUGGAGCCACCUUGAUCUCCAUCCGUCUCCAUUAUCUGGUUUGUUGAGUACCAGGACCCCCUGCCUGCCGGUACCCCCGAGUCACAGGCAGAGAACAAGAAGUGUGGUUGCUGCGUCCCCAUCCUCCCCCGGCCUGCUGUCUGUGGUCGAGUCCAGCCAGCUCAGCCAGUCAGCCCCCAGCAUUAUGGAACCACUGUUGUGUUCAAACACUAUGAUCCAGGCCCGAGCACACGUCCAGUCCCUGUACUACUGUGGUAUGAAUUUUGAACAGUGGAGCCAAAGUAUUUUAGUUUGCUGUUGGUACAUGUUGUUUUAUAUGUGUAAUCUCUUGCUGUCUGCAGGACUGGGUUCUCAAGAUAUUGUAAAUGAACAAAAGCUCUCACAUGGUCUUUUGCCAGCUAUGCAUCCCAGAACACCCAAGUUGUUGGCGCCACUAGACAGAAGGCCCAGAAAUACUGUGGCUCCAUCAGUACUAAAACACCAUGUUCCCCUGAAGCCCAUCAGCCGGAGCCCCCUUUGCUCCAGGACCCGGCUGAGGAGAGAGAGACUUUCCUGGGGGAGCCCACGCACAGGCCCGCUGACCACUAAAUGUGGCAGUGAGGAGAGCGGGUCCAGCAGCAGCCAGAGUUCCAUCGAUCUGGAGGAUGAGGAGGAAGAAGAUGAGAGGCAUAUACACACGAGAGCUUCAGGAGAAAGCCAUCUGAAGUUUAUUGGAGACAGGUUGUUGCAGCAUCCGGAUGAUGUGAACUCCACUGAGACUAAUUUGGUUGGGGAGACAAGACGGCAUUUUAAUGUUCUGUCAAGAAUCGGUCAUAUUCCACCGAUUCACGGGUCAGCACAUAACCUGGACGCAGAACGUAUCAAUCAUGUAACUGAUCUUCAUGGCAAUGAAAAAAAAGAUGCUGUGAAUCCUACUAAAGACACAGUGAACAAUCAAAUACCUAUCACAUCAAAGUCCAAGGAGGAAAAGAACAAUGUGGGCAACAUCACACCAGAGCCUGAGACAUGCCAUGGAGCAACAUUUAAUAUGAAUAAUGACUGGGGUGAUGCUAUUACAUGCUUUGAAGGGAACUACAAAAAUGAUGUGGAGCAUAUAAAACAGAAGGGUUCAUGUUAUGAAGAAACCAGGGUAGAUAACCCAAUCCUUCAUUGGGAGGAUGCAAAUUUAAAUACUAGGGCUGCUGAGGAGUUAUUUCUUUCUGAUAUAAACCUUCCACAGUCAAACCUGGAUCCCAAGAGAGGUGUGUUGGAAGCCUUAAAGCCUGUCCGGAACAAGGAGAUAAGAACCGGUAUAAACUGCGAACUAAGAGAAAAUAUCCAAAAGAACCAUCAGUCCUCAAACAUUCUUGCAAACAAAGACAGGAGCAUCCUGAAUCGGAACAAGUCCAAAAGCAACCUGAAGUACUCCUCUGUUUCCACUCAAGUUAAAGAUAAAACCAGGACUAGCCCUGAGCUAAUCAUUAGUGGAGAAACAAUCACAAAAUCAAAAGCAAAGCUUAAAUCUGUUAAAGGUGCUCAUUGCAACACUGGAAUCCCAUCACCAAGAAAGAAGGUGAUUGAUCACACACAGAGCAAAAGAGCAAACUCUGACAAGAUGUGCAGCAGCAGAGCUCAACAGCACCCACCAGUGAGGGAGAUGAAGAGCAUCCGUCAGUUGAAGAGACCCGGUCUAUCGGUUACACCGAGGUCUAGAUCUGCUGUGGACUUCAUCACCUAUAAAGACAUGUUUCAGCAGAUACAGAGUGGGGAUGAAGGACCGGUCAUCUAUGAAAUGUUUGCUGGUCCCAUCUACGACAACCUCCGGGUUUCCAGCUCCUGUGACAAAGUUAAGGACAGACAAGUACAAUCUGCUAAAAUCUGCAGACCACUGAAACAAGCACAGAGUAAGCUGAAGAGAAGUCCAGGGGAGAGAAUUGUCAUUUCAACUAAAAGCAAACCAAAACCUGCAUCCUCUAGGGUGAAACCUCACAUCACACCUGUAUCAAGGAGAGGCCCACACAAAAUAAAGGAUGUGCCUAAAUUGGAUAGGCACACAGAGGCUGACUUAGUUCUCUCUAAGGAUGUUGACGUUUGUCAUAAAGAAGAGGCUGAAGAUCAUGUGCUAUCCACCAUACAGGAAGCUCUUUCUAGACAUGAGUCUGAAACAUUAAAAUCAGAUGACAAAACACUGACUAUGCCAGCAACUUCUGGUCAUGUUGAAGAUUAUAGCCACGUGAAUAUGCAAGACAAAAACGGGAAUUCAUCAGCAGAAAACCCAAAACAACCACUUCCUGGGUCCACAUUAUCUCAAAGCCCCCAACAGCAGAAUGUCAACACUUGGACAUCUUCUGGCAGUAGCAGCCACACCAUUAUGUCACCAGUGUACCAGAAGUUUCUGAAUGAGGUGGGGGAUGGGCCACUCACAGAUGACCUGCUGCAAUGUCUGGCCGAGGAGCUGAUCUCAUUGGACGAGAGGGAUGUAUCCAUGGGACCGUGUCCUGAAAACCAGGAAACAAGCAAAGAGGAAUCCAACAGAAAAGAUGACCAUGUAUCAGGAAGAAAUACAUCUCCUGAGGUUAACUUAAUAAACAGUGCUGCUCUGCUUGGCUCUGAGUUGGUUGUAGAUGACACCAUCACAUGGACAAAGGGUGAAGUGCUCGGCAGGGGCGCCUAUGGGACAGUGUACUGUGGCCUGACCAGCCAGGGCCAACUGAUAGCUGUGAAGCAAGUGAGCCUGGAUGCCUCUGACCCUGAUGCUGCAAAGAGGGAAUACAGUCGUCUGCAGGGGGAAGUGGAGCUGCUUAAAACCCUUAGACACAGCAACAUUGUGGGCUUCCUGGGGACCUCACUUUAUCAGCAUGUGGUUUCCAUCUUCAUGGAAUACGUCCCUGGGGGAUCUAUCGCUAGCAUCCUUCACAGGUUUGGUCCUCUGCCAGAGCGUGUCCUGGCUCUAUACACCCAUCAGAUCCUGGAAGGGGUGGACUACCUUCACCUGAACAGGGUGAUUCAUCGUGACUUGAAGGGAAAUAACAUUAUGCUGAUGCCGACUGGCAUCAUCAAGCUCAUAGACUUUGGAUGUGCACGCCGUCUCAGCUGCCUCAACCACACUUCCAGCAACAGCGGAGAUCUGCUCAAGUCUGUCCAUGGUACACCUUACUGGAUGGCACCAGAGGUUAUCAAUGAGACGGGAUAUGGCAGGAAGUCUGAUAUAUGGAGUGUGGGUUGCACAGUUUUUGAGAUGGCCACAGGGAAACCACCACUGGCACACAUGGACAAGAUGGCUGCUUUGUUCUACAUUGGGGCUCAAAGAGGGUUGAUGCCCUCUUUACCAGACGGAUUUUCAGAUAAUGCCAAGGACUUUGUCAAAAUCUGCUUGACAAGUGACCAGAAACUACGGCCAUCUGCAGACCAGCUGCUGAAGCACUCAUUCAUCCCCCAAAAUGAGACUGGAGUCAACUCUAUGGAAACGCAGAGAAAGAACUGCUGUGGUCACCCAGAGGGACUGUGUGGUUAACAAGGAGUUAUACGACAGAUUUUUUUUUACUUCUAUGAUUUAAUGCAGAUUGGUGACUCAGAACAUUAAGUAUUCUUUUGUCACUCUUUGAUAGCCCGCCACCUACCCUCUGUGAUUCACCAAGAGUGUGUUUGGGAGCAUGGGGCACUGGGCUUUUGACCCAAACCCUUCUGGAAACUACAAUACAAAGUAUAUUGAGAAGAAACUGUAGUUGUUGCAUUGUUAAACUGCAGUUUAAAAAUAAGUACACAGGAAGCACUUUCAUGCAUUUCACUUGGUAUGUAAAUAAAACCUAUAAAAUGUGAAUGUGCAGAGAUAGAUGCCAGAUUUUUUUGUAAC
Molecule: messenger RNA, 4702 nt
Organism: Larimichthys crocea (large yellow croaker)
Lineage: Eukaryota; Metazoa; Chordata; Actinopteri; Sciaenidae
Gene: map3k19
Product: mitogen-activated protein kinase kinase kinase 19
Exons: 15
Coding region: 59-4363 (1434 amino acids)
Biological process (GO): protein phosphorylation
Molecular function (GO): protein kinase activity; ATP binding
Source: RefSeq, a predicted model, not a curated record